Boleophthalmus pectinirostris (great blue-spotted mudskipper) is the source of this 3885-nucleotide messenger RNA. RefSeq names its product dual specificity protein phosphatase 8. The record is from RefSeq and is a predicted model, not a curated record. The transcript is spliced from 4 exons. Gene Ontology annotation, molecular function: MAP kinase tyrosine/serine/threonine phosphatase activity; protein tyrosine/threonine phosphatase activity. NCBI's taxonomy places the organism in Eukaryota, Metazoa, Chordata, Actinopteri, Gobiiformes, Gobiidae. Gene Ontology annotation, biological process: protein dephosphorylation; negative regulation of MAPK cascade. Gene Ontology annotation, cellular component: cytoplasm. Bases 637 to 1629 code for a protein of 330 amino acids.
UAGAUCCAUGACCAUUAGAGAUGUAUGUUAUUAGUGCAUCACGUCCUGCUCUGAAUUACGUGAUGUAAUAAAAUUGCAUCACGUGCCGGUGUCAUUUCAUUGCAGAAUACUCAUUAGUCAGAUAAAUUAUAGUUUAUGUUGUUCUUAUGGGCACUGAAGCAGCACUAGUGUGUAUGCAUCACCGGCUCGGCUCGUGCAUGUCCCUCGUACCCACAGACGGGAGCGUGUGCCCGGGUAAACAUCAACCCAAUGCCACAAUAACAUUGCAAUCCUGUUGUUUACCGCCGCGUACAUGACCACUCAGCAGGCUGACAGCGGUCUGCAAAUCUGCUCUGCGCAUGUGCGCUGAGCGCCACGCCGAUUGGCUGAAAAUGACAUCACCUCGACAAUAUCUAUUGUUAGAAAGAGGAUGAGCUCAUCGUUUAGGAGCUAGUUCUGACAGACCGGAGUGAGAGCAGCACCGGAGAAGCACCGCAGAGCGCAGCACCGGAGAGGAGAACCGGAGAGCAGCAUAGAGCACCGGACAACAGCACCGAGCACUGGAGAGCAACAGCACCGGAGAGCCGGACAGAACUCUGCGCUCGGAUACCCGCAGUUUUACGCACGGACACAGUGAGUCUCUGCAGAGCCCUGUGCAUGUGCGUAAACAGUCUGGUGGUUGUUGGUGACUUUAUGCACGGAUCUUUGCUGCAGAUGGUGUUGUUUGGGGGCACGGAGUUGGAGCGGCCGCCGCUGUCCGCGAUCCUGCCUCGGCUGUAUCUGGGCGCAGAGAGCGACGUGACGCAGGAGCGUCUGGCGUCUCUGGACAUCUCGUACGUGUUGACCGUGUCUCGGGUCAGUCCUCGUCCGUCCUUCUUGCCCUUCUCGAGGUUCCUGCGUGUGCCCAUCGAUGACUCCCUGAGCGACGACCUGCUGCCCUGGAUCCCCCAGGCCCUCAGCUUCAUCGACAUGGCCCUGUCGUCAGGCGCAUCCGUCCUCGUGCACUGCGCGGCGGGCAUCUCUCGCUCGCCCGCCCUCACCGUGGCGUACAUCAUGCACCGGAUGGGCCUGGACCUGGACCACGCCUACAGGUUUGUGAAGGAGCGCAGACCCUCCAUCUCACCCAACCUGAACUUCCUGGGUCAGCUGCAGCACUUCCAGAACACCCUGAAGCUGGGGACCCCACUGUGCCCGGCCCCCGAAGAGGCCACGGACCCGGCGCCUUCAGCACCCACCGCCGGCACCCAAGCCCCCCCCGAACACCACAGGGACCAGCCACCCACAACAGCAGAAGCAGUACCCACGGGACCCCCCUCCACCCACAGACUGCCCAAAUCCCUCAGCCUCAACCUGCGCGGACACAACCAGGACUUAUGCCGGAAAAGUCUACGGGAAAAACGCCAAAGCCUGACUCUGUCCCUCACCCCCGUAACCCAGGGGCCCCCCGGUGUCGGCACGGGCCCCCCCUCCCCUGCAGAGAGGGGGCCCCAGCGCACGCAGCAGGUCCAGAGGUGUCCCAGGGGCGAGCCCAAGGAGGCGCUGCUGUCCCCCCUAAGCCUGACCCUGAACCGGCUGCUCUCUUGGGGGGAGAGGGUCCUGCUGGCGGCCCCUGUGCGCAUGGGCCAGCCCGCUCUGCCCUACAGCUGCUAGAACAUUCUACCACAACUGAGACUUCUAUUUAUUUAUUUAUUUAUUGUGUUCCUGUGAUGUAAGGCUGCACCAAACAUCACAAUCGAGUCAGAACUUGAACUUUCUGCAACGUUUAAAAAUCCCAAAGGCUCCGGUGACGUCGACAUGAGAAGGGAGGGGGGCAUUCACAAGAUACAAUAUUUAGUCUGGAAUUGUUAAUAAUCCAGAAUACACACUUCUUCAAAUGAUACUUUGCAUCUGAUGUCAUCAAUAUUACCUGGGGGUGUGAUGCUAACUGUAGGCACUGCUCUGUCUGAAGCUGUUACUCAAGUUACGUUAUAAUAGAUUUAUUGUGACUAUAUUGUGACAGAAAGAGCUGGUUUAUCUGGAACCACAGCAGCUACAAGUCCCUCACACAUACAAGCUCCAGAAAAUGUGCUCUUUAAAUCCAUUUUGAAUUUUGUCUUGAGUUUUCAUAUGAUCUUAAAACUUUUUUAACCCUCUGCAGGCAGGCGUUGCAGAUUUGCAACAGCUAAAUGCUAAUUACCUACUUACUCCAAAUCCAUAUUUUAUGAGCUUUUUUUUUACUCAGGAGCCUUUUCUCCCAUCCAUGCUGAUAAAUGUGGAUCAUGCAGACUGUGCAAGAAUGACUACACGCAAACGGCCAGAAGUGCAAAGUACUUUUGUUGUUUACAAAGGAUAAAAAUUGUUUCUUGGAGAACCACACGAAAAAGUGAUGUUGUUCUGCCACUGUAAAGCACUAAUACACUGUGCUUUUGUUUUCAUUGUUAUGAAAAGGGGUUUACACAUAAAGUUAGCGUUCAUAUCAUUUUCAGUCUUCAGUGUUAAUUUACCACACUGGACCAAUGAUGCAAAUCUGCAACAUCCCAGAACACAUUGGAUGUGAAGGUCUCUCUAAAAAAAAAAAGUCAGAAUUGUAUAUUACUACCCCAUAUGAUCAUUUUCCCCAAAUAUCAGACUUUUUCCUGUUACUAAAAUUUAAUUUGAGCCUGAGAGGGUUAACAGUGUUUGCAGAAGUGUGUGUUUUGUUCACCAUAGACAUACAUGUAGCACACCCUCAGCGCAAAUAUCAAUAUGUUGUGUGGGAUCCAGAACACACACUUGUUUCAGUACUUUGUGUAGAUGUGAGUCUGGUCACAGGUGACUCUGCAGGGUUCUGGUGAGUGUGAUUGACAGGUGGAUGAGCCAAUCAGGGAGAUACAUGGUCCGUGUGUAUCAAAACAAAUGUGUCUGCUCACGAGGAAAAAAGAAAAGAGAAAAAUGUCAGAGUGACUCAAAACAUGGUGAAUUUCUUUAGAGUCAAAGAAGCAGUGCCCUCUGUUCACCUGAGGGGAGAGACGUGUGCUUUUGUUUGUAGAUGAUGGUGAUCAGUGAGCUCCUGGUUUCACUGGUCGUCUGAUGGUCAUGUUUGAGUCUGGCUCCAGGAGCGAUGGAAAGAGUGAUGAUCAGACUCAUAUCUGUCAGUCUUUCCUCACAGGCAAGUUCAUUACUUUUCCAACUGUCCUCAUUUUGUAUCAUUAUGAAAAGCCAUGGAUCGAAAAAUCUCUACAAACAUGAAAGUACAAUGUGCAGUAAUAUAUCACUAAAUUCAUCGCAAUAGUAAUACAGAAAAAUUACAUUUCUGUUUUUUUGGGUUUUUUUGCCAAAAUUGUGCAGCUCUGACUUGAUGAGAAAUGAGAUGGAGGACAGAGUGAAAAUGGACUUGUACAUUUUGCUGUUAAAUAACUCAGUUGUAUUAAAAGCUGGUUUAUGGUUUGAGGUCCGCUGUUGUCGCUCUGUUCCAGCCUUUAUACUUCUAAUGCCCUCUGUCCUCCAUCCAGCUUCAACAUGAUCUGUUUGAACCUGACAGACGAAUGCUCUAGUGCUCUAUGAGACCAGGGACACGUGUGAACAUGGACCAGACCGCUGUGAGCACAUGUGCUUUUCAAUAGUGCACUGCAGAAGUCUUUGUUUUUCACUAGAUAUUAUUAUUGUUACGUUGAAAUAUAUCAAUAUAAUAAUACACCAAACCUGAAUCUAGGUCCUUGUUUUUCGUGCUGAGCUCCUGACUGCCCCUGCUGCCCUGUGCCUGCUGUUUGUGUCGUGUCUCUGGGCUGGAGAAACGUGCACGUGUAUGACUCCUGUGUAAAUGACAGAGUUAUGUAUAUGACAUAUAUGUACAUCAAAUGACCUUUGUAUGACCUGCUGUUUUACAUGCUCUUUAUUUAUGUCACGUGACACCUGUUUGUCACUCAAUAAACUCAGACGCUCUUCUAA